AUGUCCCGUGCCUCACUCGGCAAGCGGACGAGGUCCGUCCAGAAUCAAGGUAAGCUCAUCACAGCUUCCUUCCAAUGGCCCUUUCUCACAGCCAGUCUAGACUUGGUCGAACUUCCUGCCAAGCGUACCAGGCGACAGACUCGGGCUGCUUCAGAGAAUGAGGAGAAUGUGGACCCCGAAGCAACUGCCUUGCCAGAUGUCGAAAACGAGCUUGACGACAUCUACGUUGCGCCGGCUUCGAAGAGGCUUAGACGCUCUCACUCCCAGACUUUCUCGAAGACGAUCCCAAUAACGCCCCAGACUCCACGACACCGAGAUGUCUUCGCUAACUCUCCCUCAACCCCUCGCCAGGUGGUCAAGUCUGCUGGCAAGCUUUUUCAGAGGUUGACGCCUCAAUCUCCACUGACACCCGGCUCUCUACAAACCGUCUACCACUCUGCCCGACAACUUUUUGCUCGGGGUGCCGAUCCUGGCGAGCUCGUUGGACGCGAGAAGGAACGAGAGCAACUGGCCCAAUUCGUCCAACGAUGCUCCUCCACAACUCCCAAUGGAUGCCUCUAUGUUAGCGGACCCCCUGGAACCGGGAAAAGCGCAAUGGUCAAGGGGAUUACGGAGCGGCCGGCAAGAGAAACCGCUGUGCGCCAAGCAUACGUCAACUGUAUGAGCAUUAAGUCGUCGAAGGACCUUUACAAUACCUUGUUGGAGCUUCUAGGACAUGAAAGCGAUCUGUCAGAAGCGGUGGCGAUGGAGGAGUUGCAAAAGAUAUUUGUUACGAAGAAGAAAGGCUCACCCGUCUACCUCCUCGUCUUGGACGAAAUCGAUCACAUCCUGACGAUGGGUUUGGAAAGUCUGUACCGGUUGUUCGAAUGGUCUUUGCAACAGCCCUCGCGACUGGUGCUGAUUGGCAUUGCGAACGCGCUCGACCUCACGGCCCGAUUUCUGCCACGAUUGAAAUCCAAAAAUCUCAAGCCGGAUCUUCUUCCCUUCCACCCGUACUCAGCUGCCCAAAUCAAGAGCAUCAUCACCACUCGCCUGAUGACGUUGUUGCCGACCGACAGCAGCAACAAGAUACUUCCCUUUUUUCAUCCUGCAGCCAUUGAGCUCUGUUCGCGCAAGGUGUCGAGCCAGACCGGGGAUUUGCGUAAGGCUUUCGAAAUCUGCCGAAGAGCACUGGACAUUGUCGAGUCAGAGACCAGACGGCAACACGAGAACGAAGCAAGAGAAAAGGUUCUACAGAUGACACCAUCCCGAAAGCCUCUCGACGAAAACCUGAAUAUGGCUGGUCCUGGUUCCAGCGGGUCCUCGAGGAGCGUCUCACACGUCGCUGCAACAUCCCUCAAGGCACUUACAGCUGAGAGUGCACCCCGAGUGCUCCUCAAGCAUCUGAACCAAGUUACGCAGGCAGCCUUCAGCAAUGGGACCAACCAAAGGUUGAAGGCCCUCAACCUUCAACAAAAGGCGGCGCUCUGCUCAUUGGUGGCUCUCGAAAAGCGCAACCGAGCGUUAAGGAUGACUGCUGCCCCGUCUACCCCCACCAAGUCACAAAUGAUGGCACCCACAGUCAAAACUCUGUUUGAGACGUAUUCUAUCCUUUGCACCAGAGACUCAGUUCUACACCCGCUGUCAAGCUCAGAGUUUCGAGAGGUCAUCGGAAGUUUGGAGACACUGGGUUUGGUCAACCCUGUUGAUGGAAAGACAGGUGGACUUAUAAUGACACAGACACCAAGCAAGAGAGGCCGCAAGGCGGCGCUUCCCACUGGAGAGGACAAGCGGGUGGCCAGCUGCGUUGGCGAAAAAGAAAUGGAGAACAUUGCCGAGGGAGUUGGUGCGGGUAUUUUGUCGAGCAUUCUCAGCGGCGAGGCAUUGGAUUGA
Colletotrichum orchidophilum is the source of this 1872-nucleotide messenger RNA. RefSeq names its product cell division control protein. Gene Ontology annotation, biological process: DNA replication initiation; mitotic DNA replication checkpoint signaling; cell division. The record is from RefSeq and is a predicted model, not a curated record. The coding region runs from base 1 to 1872 and encodes 623 amino acids. The transcript has a single exon. NCBI's taxonomy places the organism in Eukaryota, Fungi, Ascomycota, Sordariomycetes, Glomerellales, Glomerellaceae. Gene Ontology annotation, molecular function: DNA replication origin binding. Gene Ontology annotation, cellular component: nucleus.